AUGAUUCGUGUUCAGAUGUUGGCUGAACUCGAGGAGAUCAUGCUGUACAAGCAAAACGAGAAAAACGUCGACAAGCAGAAGAGCAUGCGGAAGACUUGGAUGAAGCGGCUCAAGGGGCUUCAGCCUAACCCAGAGGUUUGGCAGCGCAUGAUCAAGGUCCGGCAGCUUGUGAUAACACCACACGAAGGCACAGAUAUGUGGAUCAAGUACACCAACCUGUGCCGAAAAAAUAACCGCAUGAAUCUCGCCAACAAGGCGCUGCAGAAACUUCUGGAUAUAGAAGGAUCAGGCGAGAGUAGGGUCGUCGAAUACGUCCGCGAAAACGCGGCGAAGAUUCCGCACCCAGUCGCAUACGCAACGUACAAAUACAUGUGGGCCGAUCAACACUUCAAGCAGGAAGCGCUGGACAGUAUGAAGGACUUCACCGGGCGACUUUCGGAAGAUCUCGCCAUGAAGACUAGAGCUGCUGCGAACCCGAUGAUGACGCAGAAUGGCGUCAACGGUAUGUCCAAUGGCCAGCACAUGUUCAACAACAUGAAUCCUUUUGCUGUGGCCAAUGGACACAACGGCUCCAAUGGUAUGAAUGGAAGUAUGCUAAGUGGAUCAACCAUAGGUGUCUCUCCCUCCGAGCUCGCCGAGUCCCAUCGUCUCCUCGCCAAGUGCUAUCUCAAACAGGGCGACUGGCAGCAAGAACUUCAGGAUGGAGAGUGGGAGCACGAGUUCGUACACGAGAUCUUGUCAGCGUACGCGGCCGCUACGCGGUACAAUCACAACUGGUACAAGGCGUGGCAUGCUUGGGCGCUGGCCAACUUUGAAGUCAUCAACUCGAUUACGGCAAAGACGGACAGGGAGGGUACAGAUGUGCCUUCGAACAUGGUGCACGACCAUGUUGUGCCGGCCAUCACCGGCUUCUUCAAGUCGAUUGCCUUGUCGUCUACUAGUUCACUUCAGGACACUCUGAGGCUGCUUACACUAUGGUUCAGCCACGGUGGACUACCAGAGGUCAAUCGUACAAUCAGCGAAGGGACAAAGUCUGUUCCCAUUGAUACAUGGCUGGAAGUCAUUCCGCAACUGUUGGCUCGAAUCAACCAGCCAAAUCCGACGGUCCGACAGUCUAUCCACCAGCUCCUCAUCGAGGUUGGCAAAGCCCAUCCCCAAGCACUAGUCUUCCCAUUGACUGUGUCAAUGAAGUCGGAUGUUACGCGACGUUCACGAUCUGCCAAGGAGCUUAUGGAAGCCAUGCGCGAGCACUCACCCAAGCUCGUCGAGCAAGCCGACCUUGUCAGCCACGAGUUGAUCCGUAUCGCGGUACUCUGGCACGAACAGUGGCAUGAGGGUCUCGAGGAAGCCAGUCGUCUGUACUUUGGCGACCACAAUAUCGACGGUAUGUUCGCCACACUCGCACCGCUCCAUGCCAUGCUCGACAAGGGCCCGGAAACAUUGCGGGAGAUUUCGUUUAUCCAAUCCUUUGGCCGUGAACUCCAGGAGGCUAGGGACUGGUGCAAUACCUUCCGGACGUCACAAGAGAUUGGCGACUUGAACCAGGCUUGGGAUCUAUACUAUCAGGUCUUCCGCAAGAUUGCGAGACAGUUGCCGUCGCUCAUGACGCUCGAGCUGCAGUACGUCUCGCCUAAGUUGAAGGAGGCGCAUGACCUUGAGCUUGCUGUUCCUGGAACGUAUCAAGUUGGCAAGCCAGUCAUUCGGAUCAUGUCUUUUGAUCCGGUGGCGACCGUCAUCCAAUCCAAACAGCGACCUAGGAAACUGGAGAUGCGUGGCAGCGACGGAAAAGCACACACGCACAUUCUCAAGGGCCAUGAAGAUAUCCGUCAGGACGAACGCGUCAUGCAACUCUUUGGCCUCUGCAACACGCUCCUCUCUAACGAUGUCGAGUCUCGCAAGCGCCAUCUCAAUAUUCAACGCUAUGCCGCCGUGCCGCUUAGUACGCAGUCCGGUCUCCUCGGCUUUCAGGAAGAUUCUCCUCAACAUUGA
This is a messenger RNA of Plenodomus lingam JN3, 1989 nucleotides long. NCBI's taxonomy places the organism in Eukaryota, Fungi, Ascomycota, Dothideomycetes, Pleosporales, Leptosphaeriaceae. The record is from RefSeq and is a predicted model, not a curated record.